AUGGCGGAGGCCUUGAGGAAUGCCGUUCCGGGAGCAAGGGUUACUCGCCCUCUGCGCACAAGUACCAUGAGGAUAGUAGAACAGGAUGCGGCUAUAAACACGACCGUCAUCGGAAACGCGCUGAUGGAUGUGCAUUCUGGAGCGGACCCCAACCUUAUAAAUGUAGGGGAAGUAAGAAUAUUUGGGGGUAGACUAGGCGAGGCCACUGUCUCUGCUCCAGUGCCCGUCAUCCGGGCUGCCCUGGAAAAGGGCAGGAUAAACGUGGGUUGGACAUUGGUGAGAGUGCACGGACUUAGGCAGCGGCACCUCAGAUGCCUCCGGUGCCUGGCGCGAGGACAUGUUGCUGUAGUGUGCCCGGCCACUAAGCAUAGGAUAGACCUAUGCUAUAUUUAUGGGAAGCCGGACCACCUGGCCAAAACAUGCAUGGAUAAACCUGAGUGUCCGGUUUGUGCAGACGCUGGCCAGAAACCGACCAACCACCGUGCCGGUUCUUGGGUGUACACGGUAGUGCCUCCUAGAAAAUGA
Vespa mandarinia (Asian giant hornet) is the source of this 525-nucleotide messenger RNA. RefSeq lists its product as uncharacterized. NCBI's taxonomy places the organism in Eukaryota, Metazoa, Arthropoda, Insecta, Hymenoptera, Vespidae. The record is from RefSeq and is a predicted model, not a curated record.